Molecule: messenger RNA, 2583 nt
Organism: Apis florea (little honeybee)
Lineage: Eukaryota; Metazoa; Arthropoda; Insecta; Hymenoptera; Apidae
Source: RefSeq, a predicted model, not a curated record
GGAAAUGUUAUCGCAAGAAUGGAUAUUGGUGUUUUUGAUUACGGGAUCAGCGACAGCAAUGAUGCCCGUGCCCAUCGUCCAUCAUAUGGCGGACGAGUUGUUGAGAAGCGCGCCAGACACUGUUAUUAGGAAACAACGAUCUUUGGAUACGAAUCCCCAAGGAUAUUACAAUGAUCUUCGUUCGUUUAAAUAUCAUGGAGGGGAGGGAGAGAGAAAGCUCGAUAGGGAAUACCAAGGAGAAAGGGAAAUGGGAGAGGACGAGGAAUAGAAUUCUUACCCAGUGGUACGUAAUAAUGAUAAUAAUGAUGUGUUAUAUAUAUAUAUAUAUAUAUAUAUGAACCGUUUGAACGUUUAGGAGGAACAAAUUCCAUCGCUGUUCCGUGAACGUGAACGAAGCUCCGGUCGUAAGAGGGAUUUUAACUCUGAUCGAUUGAACAUCGACAAUAAAGAGCUGACGAAAUUACUCUUGGAGGAGUUGCAGGAUGGAUCUUCCUACAAUCUCGGGGACUUGGAUGACGAAGGAUACGUGGACGUCCGUCAGAUGCUUUAUGAUCGAUAUAGAGGCGAUCGAGGGAACAAGAUGUACGAUAGGAAUUCAGGUCCGAUGUCCUGGGGAGCAUUGUUGAAUAAAGAAUCAUCGAUCCGAGGACAAGGUAGAAUAUCGGACGAGAACGAAUUCAACGAUCGGGAACAAGAUCCGAAUCUGUUGUAUCUGUCUAUGGAUGAGCAAAGAAACAUGAACGGUGGAUAUCCUACGGAACGAGCUAUGAGGAGCUAUAGAAACGCGGCUAAACGUUAUUUCGUGGCCAAAAGAAGCCCGAAAGUUAUACCUGCCAAGAAAGAGAUUACCGAUCCUAAGGUUGCACAAGACUUAGGGGCAUUAUUUGGCACCCAAUCUGUGAAUAAUAAUCAAAACCAUACGUAUAACUACAAGAAUCACGAUCACGAACAUAAUCACGAUCCCGAUCACGAUCACGAUCACGAUCAUGAUCACGAUCACGAGCACGAGCAUGAUCAUGAGCACGGGGGGGAUCAGCAUAAACAUGAGAAUUCUUCAGAGGCGCCAAAAGUGAUGUUGCCAUCGAAAGGGCAAAAAGAGAAUGUAACAAAAUUAAACAAAUCGAAGUCUAUCGAGGUCAGGAAAAAGAGCGUCGAUUGGUCUCAAUAUUUUGGUAUUGAUAAAAGAAGGAAAAAGGCUGCAUUAAUGGCCGGACAAGGAACUCAGAAUCAAGAUGAUGAAUGGAUGUUACAACGAUAUUAUGAAAAUAUGGUGGAAAAUCUGAGACCGAAUGAACGAGAUUACGAAAAGGAAAUUAACGAAGGGAAAGAUAAAUUGAACCAAUUGGAUUCGAGACAGAAAAACAUUAAAGACUUGAUUCUUGAGGAAGCUAUGAGAUAUGGAAAUUCUGAGGAUGAUAUAGAUAUGCAAAAGGUAAAAGAUAAGGUAAUGGCUCGAAUGGCUGCUGCGUACUCUUUUGAGAAAAUGAGAAAAGCUCUAAACGAUCUCAGAAACAAUGUUGCGGCUAGAAUAGAGGCUCAAAAGGCGAUCUAUGCACAGAAUAAUCAAUCCUCGAACUUUCGAGAAAAUAGCAACAUUCCUAAAUCCAAAGAUAAACGCAUCAACAAUUUAAUCGAGACUGAAGAUAUGGAAGAAAAUAGAGCUUGUCCUGAGUUAAAAAUGAUCGAAAAACGAUGCAGAGUUGUAGAUACUUUAGGUGGAGAUGAAUUACAAAUACUCUAUCUUCCUUGCGUUAUGCUUCAAAUCUGCAAGGCUUGUGUACAAAAUGAUCUAGAAGAGGAAUGUUUAGGUAACUAUGCAAUGGAAGCGGGAAAAAUUUGUGAUGCUCAAGAAAUAAGAGAAGGGCCAAAGAGCAGAGAAGCGUGUGCUAGUACAGCUCUGGUAUUAUCGCAAUUACAAACACCAACAGCGAUCUCCGAUCAAUGUCGUCUCGAUGGAAACAAUUCUUGUUUACGACGAUAUCAUUAUCGUUAUUGGCAUCGUUAUCUUAAUUAUCCUUAUAGCGGACGACGAUUGCAUACGGGUUAUGAUACAAUCAGCUCUCAACAAUCGGAUCGAUAAAGAAAGAAUAGUAAAGUUUUAAGUAAUACAGCAUCUAUAAUACAUCGAGAAUGCUUUAUUGAGAAACAUGUUUGGCCCUUCAACAGAUCAGUGACCUCGAAUCGAGCUUCAUUUUUUUCUACCGACUUUCAAUAUUUCGUUCGUUUUGUUUGUUUUAUUAAAAAUAUAGUAUAGUAAGAUCUAGAUAAUAAGAUUAGGAUACUUAAAAUAAUAUAUUAUUUAUUAAUAGAAUACAAGUUAUGUUAACUGUUGUUGAAAAAGUAUUUUGACUUCAGACAAAAAAGAUCAAGUCAAGUCGAAUAAUAUUUUCAAGUCGAUUCGAGAACACGACGAUAAAAAUGAUUAUAGCGUUUGUGUGUAUAAUUAUAUAUUCCGAUAUCAUUUAAUAACAAAAAGAAAGGAGAGACAGCUAGAUUUCAAGUUGAAAGAAUGUUCUCUUUGCGAGGUGUCUUUUAUUUUGAUAAUGAAUGCAACAACAAACGAUAAGGGACAAUAACUUUCGA